Messenger RNA from Diorhabda sublineata, 7662 nucleotides. RefSeq names its product polycomb protein Asx (gene Asx). The coding region runs from base 453 to 4640 and encodes 1395 amino acids. Gene Ontology annotation, molecular function: chromatin binding; DNA binding. The transcript is spliced from 12 exons. Gene Ontology annotation, cellular component: PR-DUB complex. Gene Ontology annotation, biological process: animal organ morphogenesis; positive regulation of transcription by RNA polymerase II. The record is from RefSeq and is a predicted model, not a curated record. Lineage: Eukaryota; Metazoa; Arthropoda; Insecta; Coleoptera; Chrysomelidae.
UUAAUUGAGAAUAACUAUAUAGUUACAUAUUCAAAAUUCAUAACAAUUUUAUAUAUUUACGUUUAUGUGAAAAUAAUAAAUCGAAAUGGACUAUUUGAAAUUUGACAUAUUGAUAGUUUGCAAAAAUGGGCUACUGGUAAUGUAGGGCCCAGUUUUGUUAGCAAAACAUUUCCCUGUUUAUAAAAGGCCCAGUUAUGAAAUGGCGGAUAGCAUUGUAUUUGACAAGUAGAUUUGUGAAUUAAAAUCGCGUUAAAAGCACUAAUAACUUUAACUUAAAUGCUUCAUUAUUUUAUAAUACGUAAUAUAUCGAUUUUUUUAAGUGUAAAAUAUCUAAAAGUUAUUUUAACAUGGGGUGAAUUACCGAUGAAUACCUUAAAAGCUUUGUUGUGUGUUGUGAAUUUUUAAGACAACAAAACUAGGAAAAGCGUUAAUGUGCUGUAGUUAUUUACGUAAUGGAAAUAGACGUUACACCAGAUGGUAUUUCAGAAUAUAAUACAGGUAACUCGAGUCAAAGCGAAGACGAAAAUGCCGAAAUUUCAAGUGCCAAUCAACAAAAUGUAAGCAAUAACAACGACACUUCCGCAGAUCGUACCAGAGCUAGUACUAGUAGAAGGAAAACAAUUAAACAUGCACUUCGACAACAAGCUAAGCGUAGAAGGAAAAAUACAACUAUAGCUUCUGGAAAUACAAAUUCUGUACCCCGAAUAAUAGUUAAACCUCUACCUCCACAAGCAGUUGAAGAACCAACUGUAACCAUAGUGCCUACGACAAGAACGCCAACGAUGAAAGAAGUACUAGCCUCAAUCCCUGGAUUCACAAAGAAACCCAGAAAACGAUCUAACAAAAAAUUAUCACAAGCUGCUCAACUUGAACAAACCAAAGAAGGUUGCAUUGACUUGGAGACGCCUGAUUCGAUAUUAGUCAAUACAAAUUUGCGCCAUUUGCUUAACAAAGCAACAUUUGCAGCUCUACCUACUCUAUAUCAAAACAAAUUGGUUCAAUUAUUACCCAGUGUUGAUAGAAACAUUGUAAAUAAUGAUCCAAAUAGUGUAGAUAUGAGUAAUUCAGGAUUAAAUAAUGAAUUUUUUGCUAGAGCCUGCCUUGAAUGGCAAGAUAGAUUAGCUGAAGGUGAAUUCACGCCAGAAAAUCAACAAAAACUUAAACUAGAAGCCGAUAAAGAAAGAAAUAAGGUUGAUCCUUGGAAACUGAAACAUUUUGAACCAAUUUGGGGAGAUAGAUCUUUUGCAGCUGAUUCUCUUGUAACCACUAGUGUAAAUAGUACCACACAUAGUACACCACGUCCACCUAUCAAGACAACAAUAAAACUAAGGCCUUCUACUACUAAUAUGACCAAACAAAGUAAAAAUUCCGCAGCUCCUCCUGUUAAAAGAUUGAGAACAGUUGGUGCAAUGACUCGCUCAUGUACCAGUAUGAAAUUUUCAGAUUUAAACCCUGUAGAAAGCAAAUCUCCAAUUCCUGACUUGUUGCCUAUAAAACAAUUAAAACAAGUACAUAAGGAAGAAAAUCGACUAAAGUCUGAAAAUACAUUUAAAGUAGAUGUCGACACAUCAACAGUUAGUCAUAAUCUUGUAGAGCUCCAAGAAAAAUGUAUUGUUAAUAUAAGUGAUACUAUUUUAGAAAAUAAUCAAGAGACAAUCAUUAUAUGUUCUUCAAAGCCUGAGAAAAGACGCAGGUCGCCUAGUACUGACUCAGAAGGAAGAUCUCCAAAAACAUUUACUGUUUAUCUAGCUGCAGACCAUCUAGAUCCCAUAGGACCCAGUGAAAAUGAAAAAGAUGUGUUAGAAGAAAGCCAUGAUCAGUUAGCAGAUGAUGGUAGCGAUGAUGAAAAAGCCAGUGAAACAAUGUCUGAAAAUUUGGAAGAAGAUAGGUACAACUAUGACAAAGAUAGUAGACAUAUUGAUGAAAAUAGCAGCAGUUCCAGUAGUAUUGUCACUCAUAAUAUAGAGGAAAUUUCUAGUAAUGAGACGAUAGAGACUGUGGAUUCUCUGCAACUCCAUAUUGAUUACAAGGAGGAAGAUCAUAAUCAAACUGAUGAAACAUCUUCAACUACUUCUACAACUGAACAUGAAGAUCAAGAAGAACAGGAGGAUCCUCUGGCACCCACACCGGACUUAUCAGAUGUUGCACCAAUGGAUACUGACCCUUUACAAAUUACUGAAGAUGAUAGUGAAUGUCAUAUAGUUACAGAUAAUUUAAAAAUCACUCACAUUGAAGAUAAAGAACCAUAUGGUCUCGUAGUAGAACAAAUCGAUUCACAAGAUAUCACCCUAAUACAAACUUUAGAAGACAACGAUGUCAAAUCCGAAGUAGAUAUUAACAAAGAUCAUCCUGUAGAGUCUCCAGAACCAGUUGAAAACUUGGAUCUUAUAGAAUCUAUAGGUCAACAACCUGAAAUACCUGAAACCUUUCAGCCUUUACCGAAUACAUUAAUCCUACAAGAAGAAAAACCGCCUUGUUCGGAACCUGCUGAAAAUGAUAAUAAUGUAGUGGAAACAGGUGACGCUUUAGUCGAACCUAAUGAAAGUAUUGUGGAUUUUGCGGAAAAGUUAGGAGCUAGUGUUGAGGAAUGUGAUUUAGUAAUGGCUCAAUUAUCAGAAACUAACUUUCAAACUGUGAGGACUGAUGAAGAAGACAGAUUUAUUGAUGCGGAAAAUUAUGUUCUGGAAUCGGGGCAGCUAACUGUUGUUCAAACAGAUAAAGGAGUAAAAGAAGAAAGCAGUGCGGUGGAUAUACAAGCCACUCUCUUUGGAGAAACCACCGUACCAGCGCCAGACAAGUGUUGUUGGGCUAUGGUGGAUAACAGGACAGAAAAGUUAAUGCAAGUACCGCCUUUACAUAAUAUGGAAGCGGCAACCGUUGCUGCUCAAACGCCGCCAGAAAAAAGUUUUACUGAAAAACAAAUAGACGAACACGUUCAGGUGAUUCCCAUGCAGGAAGAAUUGGAAGUUAAGUUAGAACAGGGGAGAUUUCCUGUAGUUGUAAACGAUUGGAGAUAUGAUGUCAACAUGGAUUCGGAUAUGGUAGAAGCUGCACUUGGGACUGCUGGUGAGGAGAAUAAUGAAAAAGAAACUCCAAAACAGUCUGCUAAUUAUCAAGAAUAUAGUGGGAAUCAAGUAAAACUUGAAUUGGAAGUCACGUUAACACCAGAAAUAGUUAAUACUCAAGCAGUCACUAAAGUAGAGAAUACUACUAGUACUACAUCACCUUCGAAUGUAACUUCACCUGUAACCAAAGUACCCCUAACGACAGUAAUUCCCCCGAACGUUAUGCCCCCAACAGUUAUUCCCCCUACUACGAUAGUAUGUCUACCUUCCGUCGUGACAACGGCUCCUAUAGUCAACAACAAUCCAAACGGUACAAUUAUAAACGAAGCUACACAAUGCGCCGCCGUUCCACGUCCAGGACCGGUGCAAAGCUCCAGUUCUGUUCCUUAUUUAGCACUGAGCACAAGUCAACCUGUCAGAGCGGUAUCUACUCACACUAAAGUCAAACCAAAGAAUUCUCAAGGAGCAGGAAAUAGAAAUAGGAGUAACAGUAAACCGCCUCCAGGUGCGGUAAAUUUGGAAAGAAGUUAUCAGAUAUGUCAGGCUGUGAUUCAGAAUAGUCCAAAUAGAGACCAGUUGAGAUGUCAGUUGAAACCUCCUCCGAGUCUGUUGGCCGCCGCGCAGGCCAACAACAUGAAAAAGAAUGAAAACAACAGGCAAUCUUUCAACAGGCAACCGCAGCAGUUUGCGCCUAUACGAGGCGCAACUAUCAACAAAACAUUCACGCCUCCAUUACCCGCACCCAGCAACAAUAACUAUCAGAUGGUUCAAGGUAGUAAUGGUAUCAGAGGUGUAACUCAGAGAAUGAGGACGAUUCCAUUCCAACAGCAACGAUCAACUGCACCGGCACCUGUGGUUGUUAGACAUGUUUUUACGGCAGGUCAAGGAAUUCCGGUUACCAUGGCAGUACUUCCACAGGCUCCAGCUAUUAGUCCAGAGGUGAUGGAAACUCAAACACCAGUUGGAACUUUAGGUCAAUACAUUCUCGUUCAACGAACCGGCAUACACGAUCCUCUAAACACACCGCGUUCAUCAAGCGCCCCGCCCUCUCAGCAACAGCAGCAGAUCAACAACACAGUAAAUGCAGGUGGAAUUCCUCAUAUUGUUUCAGUUGGGGCGGGGCGUGGUAGACCAGCUAGUGUGGAAGUAGAACAUCCUUCUGCUGCUAUACAAUCUCAACCAUCUAACGAUUUUAUUGUACAGUGUCCGAAUCCGGGAAUACAGGCAGUUACGAGGCGGCAAAGGUUACCUCCAGGUGUCGUUUAUGGUGAUGUAAGCGUGGAAUCUCCUAUACAAAACUAUACGAUAAUUGGAGGUGAUGGUAACGUGAUGGUCGAUCACCCCGGCGCGGCGAUGCAGAGUCAACUAGUCCUUCAGCAGCAGCAAAAACAACAACCGAUACCCGCUCCUUCUUCUAUACAAAAAUCAGCUUCGGCUCCGGUAGCGGUCGUCACGAGCGAUUCUUCUUGUUCGUGUAGUCUUAAAGCGAUGGUGAUGUGUAAAAAAUGCGGCGCUUUUUGUCACGACGAUUGCAUAGGACCCAAUAAAUUGUGUCGAACUUGCUUUAUACGGUAGGCUACUAUUUGUCGGGCCAUUUCCUAGAGUUUCUUUAUCAUAUUUGCGCAAGAAAGUUUUUUUAUGUAAUUUAAAAAAAAUAUAUGCGUUUAAUUUCAUAUUUUUAAUCUAUUCUAAAUCUAUAAAAAAUAUGGAGGUACGUUUAUAGAAAAAUAUAAAAAUAGAACAUCUAGUCACCUAAUUUUAACUUCUUAGUCCACUCUGUUUCAUGUAAAUAUUUUUCAAAAUAAAUUUUGAUUUCUUCAAAUUGCAGUUCCAAACUAAAUAACAGUAACACCCCCUUUUCAUAUACAAUGAAUAGUAAUAAAAAUAAGUCAGUUGUAAAUUUCAUUUAUUUAUUUGAAAGUUCUUUAUAUAAUCUUUUUGAUCCGACAAACACCAAGCCAAGACCGUUCAAAAUUAUCAUAGACUCAUCAAUAUUUAGCAUUCUUGUACCAUUGUAGAGAGACGUGAAUGAUCUGUUCAAAGCGUCCAUUAUUGGUCUAAUUUUAUAAAGUUUAUCUUUGUAAACACGGGAUAAAAGCUUUUUAUGUCCCACAUGCAACUUUAUUUUCAUAUUUUUCACUGUAUCAUCACUUUUCAUUUAUUUUGUGCUACUGAUUGACUCUAGGGAAUGGUCUAUUUUAUAAUUUAUUUUUAUUUUGUAAGGAGAUUUACUUGUCGGUAGAUGACAGUUUUGGAAUACUGAUACAUGACUGGAUCUCACGGAAGGAGGUAGAUUUUAACUUGAAAAAAUAAUUUUUCAACCAACAUAAUAAUUACUUAAUACUAAAUAGGUUUUUGCUUAUGCACCUCACUAAACUGCAUUUCAACCUAAAUAAGUUUUGGCCUCUUCUAAAAUCUAAAUUGAUUCAUUUUGUACCAGUUUACUAUGCGUAAUAUUGUCAAAAGCUUGUAUGAAAUCAACAAUAAGAACAUUUAGAUUGCUACAACAUUUUUUAAUCUUACUAGAGAACGUUUACGGUUAAAAUUUUAUAUGCACUGUCCAAUAAUUUUCCAUACAUCUGUAAUAAGUCGACUAACAAUCCCUGUAGUGAGUUGGAAGACUGAUAAAAUUGAUUUCAAAGUUAUAACUUCGAUUAUUUAUUGAUUAAAAUAUAGAUGCAGUAGUGAACAAGUAAAAAUAACUCGAAGAAGUCAUUAUCUCGUUCCACUGGUUCCAUAUUCUAUUGUAGGCUACUUUAAAGAAAAUUCGAUUAUUGAACUAAAACUGGAAUAAAUAGUAAAAUUGGGAGGGUAGGUGACAUGAACAUAACCUCAAAAUGUUUUCAUCCAUCUUUGAACUGACACAUUUUCAUCAUAUUCUAUAACGUUAAAUAUUUUAUUAUGUAAUCAGUUUUACGGGAUAUGAUGUGAUGCUUGUAUUUUUGUCCUUGUUAAUCCAAAUCAAAAUUAUCUUUUAUUUUUGUACUCCACAGUCAGUAGCUUUAGAUUUUACUUACUAAUUUUAUUUUUUUUGUUUUAGAAUAGUAGAAUAUAAAGAAAAUGUUCCAUUUUGUUUUAUUUUGGAGAAGACAUGUUCAUCAUUUUUAAAUUUUGAAACAGAGUACAUUUCAAAACUGGAAUUUUGUAAAAAUUUGUACAUAUACUUAAUUAUUAGUUUAUUUAACAUUUACUGACAAGUAUUUCUCAUUUAUGUACUGUGGUAAUUGAAAAUGCAACAACAAGACUUGGUUAAUAGUGAUUUUAAUAUGUUAAAGGUAAGAUAAGACGUUUAUGGUGGGUUAAAAAUAAAAAUAGUUACUGGGUCAGCCAUCAACGAAAUCGACUUCUCGAUUAUAACACUUUUAAAACCUAUUUAAGGGCCUUGCUUUUGACCAGUAUACCACGAAUAAUGGUACCAUAGUGGUUGUGGUACAUAAUGUUCUUAUUAAAAUUGAAAAAAAAUGUGUUAUUAUCCCAAACAUUGAAAACUGAAAAAUGACAUGUUAAGGUAGUUUCCAAAAGCAAAGGCAACGUAGACUGGUCAAAAGGAAGGCUCUUAAAUAGAUUUUCAAAGUGUUAUAAUUCGACUUCAUUGAUGGUCUAAGGACUAUAACAGAUUUUUUUCUUAUACUGGCUUUUUUCUCCAAAAAUAUUCUUCUAAAAGUGAAGUUAUAUGAAACAUUUGGUUUUAAUUAUGACCUACAACCCAAAAUGCAAUCCUGAUAGAGAAUUUGAGGAACACAUAUAGAAAAUGGAAUAUAGAAACAACGGGAAAAGCAUCCAUUUGUAUUCUAUUAAUGUGUUCAACUUUGAAAGAUUGAAAGGGUGGAAAAUAUUUUUCAUUCUUGCCUGUACAAUAAAAUUGAAGAUAUCAGUGAUUUGGGAAAUUUUAUCCACUGUAACGUGAUAGAAUAGAAAAUUUUUUUCAACCCCUAAUUUAAGUUUUAAGGAUGUGGAUAACAAAAAAAUCUGUUUCUUUUAAUCUACCUUUAGACUAUUUAAGCUUUUACUGAAAUGGAUACGUUGAAUACUCGAUUUACAGGAUUUAUUUUUUUAUUUAUUUUCGUAUUUGGCUAUAUGUAUAUUAGUAGCAUUUCAUUUUAUUUUUAUAUUGUCGCUUAUUAGUCCAUUACUUAUUUAUUUCUUUUUUCUUCUAGUUAGAAGUCUUCCAAGCAUUUUUUACAUUAGAUUCUCGAUAGAAUGUUUUCUUUUUUAAUAUUUUUCUACAAAUGUACUACCUCAGGUAUUUGUCGUAUUCUUUUUCAUUUUUGCUAAAAAGUUUUUACAAAACGUUUAUAGUGCAAUAAAAAUUAUCUGAAAUAAAGACGAAUAUUAUCAAACUUUUUUCUAUGUAUCUUUUUUUCUGUUGAUCAAUUUUAUAUAUGCUUGUGAGCUUUCCUUAGAAAAUCAUUUCUAGAAUAUAGGAUUAAGAUGUGUAUAAUUAUUUUUCAUAUAAAUCUCAUGUAGCCUUAAGGUCUUUUGUGUACAGUUUUUUUACUAUUUAGGUUUAAUAUUUAAGUUUAAACUACUAGUUUUGUGUACAUAAAAGAAUCUUCAUGCAAUGAUUUAAAAAUAGAUAGUACUUGUUAAAUAAUUU